Plasmodium gonderi is the source of this 2139-nucleotide messenger RNA. Its product is annotated as regulator of chromosome condensation. The record is from RefSeq and is a predicted model, not a curated record. NCBI's taxonomy places the organism in Eukaryota, Apicomplexa, Aconoidasida, Haemosporida, Plasmodiidae. The transcript has a single exon. The coding region runs from base 1 to 2139 and encodes 712 amino acids. Gene Ontology annotation, molecular function: guanyl-nucleotide exchange factor activity. Gene Ontology annotation, cellular component: cytoplasm.
AUGAAAAAAGCACGAAGCACUCUGUUUAUAUUCGGAUCAGGUGAAUGCGGCCAGCUGCCGCCAGAGUAUUGUUCUGAUUAUGUUCAGGUAAACCCUACGGCCGUUCAGAAUCUCCCAAACGACAUUGACGAAGUCGUGUGUGGAUCAAUGCACACUAUUAUAAAAACAAAGGAAGACAAAUUAUACUCCUUUGGAUGUAAUGAUAUGGGCGUACUGGGUAGAAAAACGUAUGCAAAUAGCAUAAAAGAUCCAGAGCAUUCUCCUUCAUUGGUCAAUUUUACCUGCACAUCAAAAAUUAAAAAAAUUACAUGUGGUGAUAAUCAUACAGCUAUUUUGCUAGAAAAUGGAAAAGUAUAUAUAACCGGAGGAUUUAGAGACUCAUGUGGAAUCUUGGGUUUGCCUUCGUUUCAGAAGAAGGAUGAAAUAAUAUCCAAAUCCGAUGAGUUUAUUGAGGUAAAAUUUGGCUACGCGAGGUGUGAAAGAUUCACAGAUUUGUCGGGUAACAAUUUGGCUAGUGACAGUGUCGCUAACAGUAGUGCAUACCCAUUAGACAGCGCAGAAGAAACAGAAAAGGAUAACUUGGAAAAUGUCAAAAUUAGCAACAUCAUGUCGGGAGAAGAUCAUCUAGUAUGUCUAGAGCAGAGUGGUGAGUACAUUUUUACCAUGGGAAAUAGUGACUCAUGCCAAGUGUGUAAUACUUAUUAUGAACAAGAAGAAGCAGAAUGCAAGAGAAUAAAAUACGUAUUCCCAAAUCGUUACCAUUUUAAAGAUUUCGGAUUUACGUCAAAAUUUAAAAACAUUUAUUGUGGAGGAAAUAACACUUAUGUUCAAUUAGAAUCUUCUCUGGAUGUGUACGGCAUUGGAAGAAAUGCAUACGGUUCAUGUGGUGUGUCUAUGAAAGAUAAUGUUAUUAAAAAUUUCAUCAAAAUUAAAGAGUUAUCUUCAAAAGAAAUUAUUCAACUAUGUGGUGGUCAAAGUUUUACCAUAUGUUUACUAAAAACAAAUGAUUUAUAUAUAUGGGGAAAUAGGGAAAUAUUAGGUAUGGAAUUGGAUGAAGAUGCUUAUUCUCCAUUAGAACUAAAUUUCUUUAAAAAACAAAAUUAUAUCAUUAAAUCUAUUUCUUGUGGUACUGACCAUUGCUUAGUUUUAACUGAAAAUGGAAAACUUUUUGGAUGGGGUACUGGUGGUAAUGAUUUUGAUGAAGAUACAUGUAUUGGGACAAUUGAAAAAAAUGUACCCUCUGAAAUUAACUUCCAAAAUUUUGUUACGAAAACAUUUUCGAAAGGUAGAAUAGAUGCACUGCCAACAAUUAGCCAAAUUAAAAUUGAAUCCUUUGCAGGGGGAUCAUCUCACUGUGCUUUUAUUUCAUCACAUGUAGACUCAGAGAAAAUGUCUAUUAAGAGAGGUCAUGAUGAAAUAUAUGAUCAUGAGGAUAUAUUCAUGAAAAAACAGAGGAGGGAAAAUUAUUUCCACAUAAAGGACGAAAAUGGAACAACACUUGAGGAAGGACAAAAAGAAGAAAAAAAAAUACAUGGAAAUAAUAAGCAAACGGAAGAAUCAACAGUGGAAAAUAAUAAAGAACUCGUGCCACCAGAUAGACUUCAAGGUGAUAAAGAAGAUGAACAUAAGAAAGGAAGCUUCUUUAAGGAACUUUUUUACAAUUCAGAAACUCCAAUUAAUAGUAAACAUUUUUUACACUCUAAAGAAUUGGAAAAUAUGGACAGUGAUCUUCUAGGAACUGUUGAAAAAACUACCAUAAGUAAAGAACCACAGAAAAGAAGGCGAAGUACCAAGAGUAGCAAGCCAUACUUAAGCAAUGAAAGCCCUACUAGAAGACAACCAAGAAGGUCUUGUAAGGAAAAUAUCAGCUUAAGUGAAAAAGCACAUAGACAAUUCUACCAAAUAGUGGACACUCCAAUAUCGAAAAAGAAACGAAAAACAACUCCAUCAUCUAUGAGAAGCAUGAUCAUGAAGAUGAAGGGUGCAUCAUCAGAGAGAAAUAAAUCCACAAUGGUUGGUGUAAAAAGAAAGAGCUUAAGCAGAUCUUAUUCUAAAAAAGAUAACUCAAAACGUGAAUCUGCAUCGCAAACACCUGACGCUAAAGUUGUAAGGGGAAAAUCAUCCAACACGAGAAAUUAG